CCACGCUUGCCAAGAGAUUAUAAAAUGAGAUAAUGAUAUCAGCCCCAUAGGUUUUUUUUUUCCUACAUUCGAGUGGGAGCGAUAGAUUAAUCAGAGCAGUUCUCAGAAAACCAAUAACCAAUCCAGUUCUGAGGAUCAACUGCUCACUAAUUUCUACAAUUCUGUCAAGACCCAACUUUUUGUUUUUAAAUGAAAAGUUUUUGGGGGGUACUACAGCAUUAGCCAUAUGGAUUUAGAGAUUCAGAUAUAUCUGAUUCAGCCUGGAAGAAUCCUGGUGAUGUAAGAUUACAAGGAAAGUCAGUAAAAUACACCAAAAAAACCAGAACAAAUCUGACUCUAUUUCCCUGAAUUUUUUUUAUUUUCUGUUGUCUUUCUCUGUCAAAGUUGGGUUCUUCAAGGACUAACUGAAAAUACAUGAGGCAAUAGGCAACCAUUACAAAGGAGAGAAAGAAAACAGGCUUGUAAAGACAAAAAGUAAGGUCUGUCUUGCACCUUGUUCUUUUUUUACGGCCCUCAGUCUUCCUUUUGCCUGUUUGUGUCCCUUGCAAAGCCUGUCAUCUCAGAAGUUUUGUAUCAAUUUUUGUAGGUAAGAUUCUUAAAAUAUCUGAAUUUAGAAGCCACAGUGAUUCUGAUGAAUCAGGCAGCUUUUUUCUUUAACUGAUUUUUUUAAUUGAAAUUUCUUUCUCAUGAUGCAGAUAUAACCUCUUUAGAAUCUUGGGAAAGCUUUUGCUUUUGGAGGAAUUCAGCAAUGGAAGACAGAUAUUCUUUUUCCAGGCAGGGCAGUGGUGUAUGGAGAUCCUUGAGGAAUGGGGAUUUUGAGGAAGAAGAUGUUUGGGCAGUUCUCAAGGAAAGACAAGAUUCUACAUCCAAGGUUGGCCAGUCCAUUGAAUCUUAUGUUCCUGUCAGAAGAGACCUCCCUAGUGCUGCAAGAAUGAUCCCAAAAACUUUCUCUGUUGCUAAUAACAGCAGUAAUAUUGGCAGCUCUGCUUCAAGUUCCGGUCAUGAGGCUAAUGGAGUUAAGCAGCAAUCAGCUCCUGUUAACAUUCCUGAUUGGUCAAAGAUUUCUAGCAACAAGUCAAAGAAGGUUUCUUGUAGGAAUGGUUCAUGGCAUGAUGAUGAUGGCGGCGGUGGUGGUGGUGGUGGUGGUGGUGAUGAUGGUGAUGGGGUAAUGAAUGGUUUUGGACAUAGUGAUGAUGAAGAAGAUCAUUAUGAUGAAUACGAUUCCAAGGUUCCACCACAUGAAUUUCUUGCCAGGAGGCUUGCAAGGAGUCAGAUAUCUUCUUUCUCAGUUUUUGAAGGUGUUGGCAGAAAACUCAAAGGGAGGGAUUUGAGGAAAGUGAGAAAUGCUGUUUUAACAAAAACAGGUUUCCUUGAAUAAUGUUAUCAAGUCCCCAUCAUUGUGAUCAUAAAUGGUAAUGUAGAAAGCAUUUCUCUUUUAGUUUUUGUCAGUCUAAUAUUGUGAAUGGGGGUUUUGAGUGGUUGCUUAGUCUGGAAGUUGUCUAUUGCUUUUUUAGGGCAUUACAAGAUCCAUUCUUCUGCCAAAAAAUUGAAUGAAUCAAUGAUAGUUUCCAUAUAUGUUUUGAUUUUAAGUCGAGUCUGAGUCGAGUUGAAAACUUGUUUCAUCCAGCUAGAAAGCUUAGGAAUCUUGAAACAAUUUAGAGCCAUGGAAUUGAUAAUGAAAAGUUGCGAAUAUCAUGAAAUGAACCUUUGAGAAAGAAGAUAAACAAUGUCUUGAUGGCAGUAUUUAUUUACAAGAACACCCAUAUCAAAGCACAAUAUCCAUCAGAUAAAAUACAUGGCUUCAAGGUCCUAUGAUUCAGCACGUGCAGCAUUAUGUCAUUAAAGGGGGCCAAUUGCAAUCAAUUCUGCAGAGUGCAUACCUAAUGUAAUGAAGCUAAAAUAAAUCAGGAUUCAACCACCUGCUCAAUCAACUCAAACGAGUGUA
Molecule: messenger RNA, 1945 nt
Organism: Durio zibethinus
Lineage: Eukaryota; Viridiplantae; Streptophyta; Magnoliopsida; Malvales; Malvaceae
Source: RefSeq, a predicted model, not a curated record